AUGCCCCCUGAUGUACUUCAUUUUCGUCCUCUCCUAUCACCUCUAGUUCAAUUUUCUCCUUCACUCACAUCUCGAGCACAAGAAAAUCAUAUUUUCUGUGUUCACAAAUACUGGCAAGGAAGGAAAGGGAUGACUCUCACCAAAAAGAAACUCAUCCCCAUCCUUGUUUUGAUCCUUUCAAUCAUAUCAAUCCUCAGACUUCUGAGCCUCAAUGUCAAGACUUCACCCUUUUCAACUGGGAUAUCUGCUUUGUUUCCAGCUCCUCAACACAAUUGUUCUUCUUCACCUUUGUCCACCACCUGUAACAAAAUUGCAUCACAUACUCCCAACCCCACGACCACCCUGACUGAGAAAGAAUUCAGAGUUCUUUCAGAUCUCGUUGCUCUUAAAUCCCCAUGCAACCUUCUUAUAUUUGGAUUUCAACCCCAGUACCUCACCCUCUCAAACAUGAAUGCUGCUGGUAGCACCAUCUUUCUUGAUGAUGACCCUGAUAAAAUAAGCAAGGUAAGAUUAAACUCCAACAACACUCAAAUAUACAGAUUUGAGUAUAACAUGCCAACAAAAGCAGGUUACAAACUGCUCAAGCACGCAAGGCAGAACCCGGCUGCAUGUGUACCAAAUCCUAGACUCCUUCAAAAAUCAAAAUGCAAGCUUGCAUUGAAAAACUUACCAUUAGAGGUGUAUGAAAAGAACUGGGAUGUCAUAGUGGUAGAUGGACCCAAUGGGGAUUCACCAGAAUCACCAGGCAGAAUGGGGUCCAUUUACACUACUAGUGUACUCGCAAGAGCAGGGAAUACUUCAGAUGUAAUAGUACAUGAUGUAGAUCGUAUCAUAGAGAAAUGGUUUUCAUGGGAGUUCUUGUGUGAUGAGAAUUUGUUGUAUUCUAAAGGGAAGUUAUGGCAUUUCAGAAUCAGAGGUCUCUCAAAUUCCACAAGAUUCUGCCCUGUUGAGGCAGGGAUAUAG
Messenger RNA from Vigna radiata var. radiata (mung bean), 963 nucleotides. Its product is annotated as glucuronoxylan 4-O-methyltransferase 2. NCBI's taxonomy places the organism in Eukaryota, Viridiplantae, Streptophyta, Magnoliopsida, Fabales, Fabaceae. Gene Ontology annotation, biological process: xylan biosynthetic process. The transcript has a single exon. Bases 1 to 963 code for a protein of 320 amino acids. The record is from RefSeq and is a predicted model, not a curated record.